UUAGCCCUUAGGUAGUGGUAGACCCUUCAAGCUCAGAUCUGUUCCUUUUAAAAAAAUAUCUCCCUCUCUCUCAGUCAUUCAAGAAGUCAACAAAAUCUCCAUUAACACACACUUGAAGCUUCAUACUUCUUCUUCUUCUUCUGAAUAUGGCUGGGAAUGGGGAUGAUCUAAGAAUGAAGCUAUUGUUCCUUGAAAAUAGAGAAAGUCUGGCAAGACUUUUGUUCCCAAAUGAAGCACAAGUUAGAAUGGAAAUUACAGAAGUCGAUGACACUGUGAAGCUUCUCCCAUUGUAUGCCAUGAACUUGAACGAAACUCCAUCAUCCGUUUCUGAGGAAGAACAAGUUGCUCUAAUUCAUAGGAUAGCUACGGUCUCAAAAUCUGUUGAACUUGGAAAGCGUUAUUUUCCUCGGUGCAAUGAAGUACUCGAUAAAAUAAUGGAGUCGGAUGAAUUAUUAGAACUCGCCGGUUAUAACUCUGACCUCCCUGAAGAGCGAGUAAUGAAGAGGGAGAAGUUUAUGGAACUACAAGAGAUGUUCGAAAUGGCAUUUAACCAAGACAAAGAAGACACCAUUUCAACUUCGUCACCGAGUUCCAUCUAAGAUUCGUGCACCACAAUAAUAGAUAGUGAAACCUUUCAUAUUAUGUUGUCAACAGUCAUUUAUGUUGUGUUGUUUUAAUGUAACGAGUGAUCUACACGUUAAAUAUAGACAAGUACCCUCCCUUAUACAUAAA
Molecule: messenger RNA, 732 nt
Organism: Papaver somniferum (opium poppy)
Lineage: Eukaryota; Viridiplantae; Streptophyta; Magnoliopsida; Ranunculales; Papaveraceae
Product: regulatory protein NPR1-like
Exons: 3
Coding region: 147-599 (150 amino acids)
Biological process (GO): regulation of salicylic acid mediated signaling pathway; defense response to bacterium; systemic acquired resistance, salicylic acid mediated signaling pathway
Cellular component (GO): cytoplasm; nucleus
Source: RefSeq, a predicted model, not a curated record